AUGGAGAUUGUUAGAUUCGCCGUGGCCGUCCUUUUUGUACUUGUCUCCGUCUCAUCAUCUAACGACGCAACUGUACCACCGAGCGGUGGAGGAGAUGCUCAUGCAAUGCCGUGUAUACAAAAACUUAUGCCGUGUCAACCGUUUCUUCAUUCGGUGAUUCCACCACCGCCUCCAUCGUGUUGCCUGCCAAUGAGGGAGAUCGUGGCCAAUGACGCCACGUGUCUUUGCUCCGUCUUCAACAACGUGGAUAUGCUCAAAUCGCUUAACCUCACUAAAGACAACGCUCUUGAUCUUCCUAAAGCUUGUGGCGCCAACCCUGACGUCUCACAAUGCAAAGCCACCACCGGUGGUACUACUACGCCUUCCACGUCCCCGGCAACUCCCAAAAGUCCCCCGGUGUCUUCCACUGGAAGCGGUUCCACCGGAGCUUCAGCCUCUUCAACGUCCACACCAACAAGCUCUGCUCCGGCCAUCAACUUCUCCGGACAUAGCUUCGCAUCAGCGAUCGUGGCGUUGGCAACAAUAUUUUUCUGA
Molecule: messenger RNA, 534 nt
Organism: Eruca vesicaria subsp. sativa (arugula)
Lineage: Eukaryota; Viridiplantae; Streptophyta; Magnoliopsida; Brassicales; Brassicaceae
Source: the annotation of a GenBank genome assembly